UCUUCGGCCAUUAGAAAUUUCCCUUUCAUUGUGGCGCUCGCGACCGCCUCCACAACGAACGCAUGGCUCCAUCCAGACCGCGCAACCGAUUCUCUCUAUCUCUCUCUUCUCUCCUCCUCGUCCUCCCCUCCUGCAGCGCCGCCCGCGGAGUGGAGUUCCGUUCGCGCAUGGAUUGAUCCUCUCUUCCUUCCCUUGGAGUCGGAGGAGGCAGCGGCCUCGGGAUGUCGUUGUCGAGCUCGCCGUGUGCGGCGUGCAAGCUGCUGCGGCGCAAGUGCACGCAGGGGUGCGUGUUCGCGCCCUACUUCCGGCCGGACAGCCCCGCCAAGUUCGCCAGCGUGCACCGGGUGUUCGGCGCCAGCAACGUCUCCAAGAUCCUGACCGAGCUCCCGCAGGCGCAGCGGGAAGACGCCGUCAACUCGCUCGCCUACGAGGCCGACGCGCGCCUCCGCGACCCCGUCUACGGGUGCGUCCCCUACAUCACCGUCCUCCAGCUCAGGAUCAGGCAGGCCCGCGACGACCUCGCCGCCGCGCGCAAGGAGCUCGCGGGGUACAUCGGCCCGGCCGCCUUCGCGCCCUUCGUCGCCGCGCCGCAGUACCAUCACCCCGGCGCGCAGUACGCCGCCGCCGGGAUGGGGCUCGGCGUUGGCGUCGCGCAAGGGCACGCGCAUCCGCAUCAGCAGAUGGCGCAGCACCAGCACAUGCAGCAGAUGUCGGAGGCGCAGCAGUUGGCCGCCGUGGUGGAGGUCGCCAGGGAGCAGGACAUGAUGAUGAGGCAGGCCGCGGCCUACGCGCACGCCGUGCCCGGAAGCAGCUCCUGCGCGACGGUGGCGGUCGUGGCGCCCGAUGCAGCGGCGUACGACGGUGGUUUCCUCUUCCAGCAGCAACCGGCGCCGUCACAGUCGCAGACGGCGAUGGCCCUAACGUACCAGAUGGAGCCAUCUCCGCCGCCGCCGUCCUCGGGCCAGUCGCAUACCGAAGUGUCGCACCAGCAGCAUACGGAUGGCAGCGACGAGGGCAGCGACGGUGUCGUGCCGCCGGCCUGACCUGACCGACGGUCGCACGCCCACCCUGCACCACCACCGUGUCUUCAUCUGCGCCUACUAAUUUAGCCCUUUUUUUGUUUCAUUUGGUGCUCCCUUGUUCGUCGUGAUUUUUUCGUCUUCUUGAUCAUAUGGAAUCGAUGUCCGAUCCAUGCAUACCUCCACAACGGAGACGACCGAGGUGGUGAUCCUUCUUAAAGGUAUUUUUCUCAUCAUCCACCUUUUAUAAUUCUUGAUUUUGGCCUUCUGUUUUUAUUGUCUUGCAAUUAAGUUUCUUUUUCUCUGAAACGAUAAAUUAGUUAGUGCAUACAAAUACUUAUUUGAACCAAGAAUGCAUAAAUAAAGUAAAAAUACUCAGAGUAAUGUAUUUCCACGGCAUAUUCUAGUUUAGCAAUUUGCCCUCAAAAGAAUUAUUAUUGCUAAACUAGCGGCCGAUGUGUUCUUUGUAUCAAUAGCAAUUCUUACAUACUUAAUCUGUGUGUAAUGCACAAUGGUCUUCAUAGUUUAGCAAUUUGUACAUGCCCAUGUCCAUGUGUGUGCUGAUGCCUCUCUUUCUGUCUCUCUUGAUCCGUCUCCGGCUAGAAACAUACGAUCCCUUGAUGCACAUCUCACAGUUACAAUUUUUCUUCUUUUUUUGGCAUUGGCGUGUGUGCAUAGUGUACAGUUGUACACUUAGCAUCAUGCAUAUGAUAUAUGCAACCAUCGAACGCAACCGAUUUCACUCACUGACAAAUCAUUGUCCUGGAAAUGUGCUCUGUCAGGAUCUUGAUGAA
Molecule: messenger RNA, 1813 nt
Organism: Phragmites australis (common reed)
Lineage: Eukaryota; Viridiplantae; Streptophyta; Magnoliopsida; Poales; Poaceae
Product: protein ASYMMETRIC LEAVES 2-like
Exons: 2
Coding region: 222-1043 (273 amino acids)
Source: RefSeq, a predicted model, not a curated record